Messenger RNA from Lampris incognitus (smalleye Pacific opah), 987 nucleotides. Its product is annotated as early growth response protein 2b-like. Lineage: Eukaryota; Metazoa; Chordata; Actinopteri; Lampriformes; Lampridae. Gene Ontology annotation, molecular function: RNA polymerase II cis-regulatory region sequence-specific DNA binding; DNA-binding transcription factor activity, RNA polymerase II-specific. The record is from RefSeq and is a predicted model, not a curated record. Bases 1 to 876 code for a protein of 291 amino acids. Gene Ontology annotation, biological process: regulation of transcription by RNA polymerase II. The transcript is spliced from 2 exons.
AUGAUACACAAGGGGCUCAGUGCCGACGUAAUAAUUACAAGACCUAUCAAGGUCUGUCUCAUCGUCACCAUUGCUUGCACUCCCAACAUUUACGCAGGAGGGGAAGAAGUGGAUGAGGGGGGCAGUACAAUGGCGCUUGGCCAGCCAGAUAUCAGUCUUAUGUAUGCGCCUACCCAUCCGACCCAACCUUACUCCUGCAGCGGAAAUAUGUUCCAGGACCAAUCGGCGGGCUAUCUAGCAACAACCACUUGCACUGUGUCCUAUCAUCCCCCGCCCUCAUACAGCUCGACUGCUAAAGCGACUGUUGAUGGCUCUGCUCUUCUCUCCAUCAUGCCUGAGUACGGAGGCUUCUACCAGCAGAGCUGUCAAAGAGAAAGCCUGGCAGGCAUCCCGGAGCUGAAGUAUCAGAUGGACUCUCUGAGGUUUCCCCCACCUCUCACCCCACUCAACACAAUAAAGAACUUAACGCUCAGGGCACCAGCGCCGGCCAUCGAGAACCCCAUGGCCGCCGCUUUCAGUGGCCACCAGAACCUCCCUCUUAGACCAAUUCUGAAACCGAGAAAGUACCCCAACCGACCGAGCAAGACCCCAGUCCAUGAAAGGCCAUACCCGUGUCCUGCUGAGAGCUGUGACCGAAGAUUCUCACGGUCAGACGAGUUGAACAGACAUCUUCGCAUCCACACCGGCCUCAGACCGUUCCAGUGUCGGAUCUGCAUGCGGAGCUUCAGCCGCAGCGACCAUCUCACCACGCACAUCCGCACGCACACCGGGGAGAAGCCCUUUUCAUGCGACCAGUGUGGGAGGAAGUUUGCAAGGAGUGACGAGAGACAGCGACACAUGAGAAUUCACCUCAGACAGGCGGACAAAAAGCUGUAAGUUAUUAUCACAGCCACUGAGCCACAGCAGGCCAUACAACCACUUCCCAUUACAGUUCAGUGCGGGAACGUUCUGUGAUGCAGGAUCAUACGCUUUAAUGUGCAGCUACAA